CUGCUACUGCAAGCCUGAGGCAGCACCAUGGAUACUUUCCAAGAGGCGUUUCACAAGAUGGAGAAGAUCGGGGAGGGCACCUAUGGCGUGGUGUACAAGGCCCGCAACAAGCGUACGGGGCAGCUGGUGGCCCUCAAGAAGAUCCGCUUGAACGCGGAGACAGAGGGCGUUCCCAGCACCGCCAUCCGAGAAAUCUCACUGCUAAAGGAGCUGAAGCACCCCAACAUAGUCAGGCUCCUGGAUGUUGUAUAUGGACAGAAGAAGCUCUAUCUAGUGUUUGAGUAUCUGAACCAGGACCUGAAGAAAUAUCUAGAUUCAUCCCAAACCAGAGAGUUUCCUUUAAGCUUGGUCAAGAACUACCUUUUCCAGAUGCUGCAGGGUGUGAGCUUCUGCCACUCACACAGAGUUAUCCACAGGGACUUGAAGCCACAGAACUUGCUCAUUAAUGAAGCAGGAACAAUCAAGCUGGCUGAUUUUGGACUGGCAAGAGCUUUCGGAGUCCCCCUGCGCACAUACACUCAUGAGGUGGUGACUCUGUGGUACCGAGCCCCUGAAAUACUGCUGGGAUGCAGAUACUACUUGACUGCUGUGGAUAUCUGGAGCGUCGGCUGCAUCUUUGCAGAAAUGCUUACCAGGAAGGCCCUGUUUCCAGGGGACUCUGAGAUCGAUCAGCUCUUCCGGAUCUUUCGCACCCUGGGCACUCCCACUGAGGUGACCUGGCCUGGGGUGACCCAGCUGCCUGACUACAAGGGGACCUUUCCUCGGUGGACAAGGAAGGAGAUGAAGGAAAUUAUUCCCAACUUAGAUCGAGAUGGUAGAGACUUACUGGUGCAAUUGCUCCUGUAUGACCCCAGCAGGCGCAUCUCAGCCAAGGCAGCCCUCAAUCACAAGUACUUCUGGAGAAGUCCUCAGAGCCCUGAAGAGUGCCGCGCACCGCAGAGACACCGCAAAUGAGAAGACACAGCUCUCCCCGUGCACUUCCAGCUCCGGGUAGCAGCGGGACCCAGGGUCUCAUUUCUCGGGAGGAGCCUGGAGAGGGACGUUCUUGCAUUUAGAGAUUCUCAGCCUGUUGCUGGGGGCAAGUUUGUCUGGUUUACUGCUAGCUGUUUUACAGAGGUCAUGUGCAAAAGGGUGAGGGGUUAUUUAUCAGUGUAAAACACUGACAUAUGUAGAUGAGAGAGCAUCUUUCAGAGGUUUGUCCUUGUGUUAAUCAGCGAGCUAAGGGGACACAGUGACGUCUGUCUGUCCAGCACUGAAGCAUCCCCAGGUCUGUCGGUGGCAAUUUCUGACACCAGGGUGUGCUGGAGCUCCACGUUGGGCUGGGGAGAGCUUCCCUGCCCGGCCCUUUGCUGCUGAUUUAAAAGGCUGGGUUUGUCAGCACUAGACAAGUUGUUUAAUCUGAACUGUUGAACAGAGCUGACAUUCUGCGGUUUCACAAGCUGAAGAGCCCUGUCAGGUGUCUUAAUUUGUGCCGCAGAAUGGACUGCGAAGCCAAAAGAUCCAAUUAUCAUAAAGCACACGUUGCAUUUUGCUGGAAGCAGUAACAGCUAAAACACUGGCUUUCCAUCAUCCAACCAGAUCUAACACUGUUUCCUUUGCUUCAUUGUCUUGGGCAUGUUUUUGCUGUUCAAAUGUUUGAAGAAUCGUCAAACUUUUGGUGUGGUUUUGACAUUUUUUU
Athene cunicularia (burrowing owl) is the source of this 1678-nucleotide messenger RNA. RefSeq names its product cyclin dependent kinase 3 (gene CDK3). Gene Ontology annotation, biological process: signal transduction; G1/S transition of mitotic cell cycle; regulation of G2/M transition of mitotic cell cycle. Gene Ontology annotation, cellular component: cytoplasm; nucleus; cyclin-dependent protein kinase holoenzyme complex. The coding region runs from base 28 to 954 and encodes 308 amino acids. The record is from RefSeq and is a predicted model, not a curated record. NCBI's taxonomy places the organism in Eukaryota, Metazoa, Chordata, Aves, Strigiformes, Strigidae. The transcript has 7 exons. Gene Ontology annotation, molecular function: cyclin-dependent protein serine/threonine kinase activity; cyclin binding; ATP binding.